Molecule: messenger RNA, 951 nt
Organism: Effrenium voratum
Lineage: Eukaryota; Dinophyceae; Suessiales; Symbiodiniaceae
Source: the annotation of a GenBank genome assembly
AGCCGUUGAAGCAAACCCGACCCGUAAGCCAGAGGACAAGCCAUGUCUGUGACCGGCACCGUGACCUCCUACAACCCACACAAGGGCUGGGGCUUCAUCGAGUGCAAUGGCCAAGACGUCUUCGUGAAUAGGCGACAGUGUGGCGGCUUUUGCCUGGCCAAGGGCAUGAAGGUGGCCUUCGGCAUUACCCAAGGGGAGAAGGGACAGCAAGCCACGGAAGUGAAAGUGAUGUGCCCGGAAGAGGAGAAGAUUUUCCAUGGCGAGAUCAAGUCCUUCAACCCCAACAAAGGCUACGGCUUCAUCGGCUGUGAGGCCUUUCCCGGCCAAGACGUCUUCGUGCUGAAGUCCGAGAUCCCCGGUGGCUUCGCACCGCAAGGAGGUCACUGCAAGUUCAAGGUGAAGACGGACAGCGAGAAGGGCCCCGCGGCCACCGAGGUGCAGCUCCUGGGCGCGGCCGGGAACCAGUAUCAACAGAUGAAGCAGAUGGCUUUCAUGGGCUACGGUGGCUUCAAAGGCUUCGGCAAGGGCAAGGGCUUCUUCAAGGGCAAGGGCCCUCGAGUGGAUCCUGCACACAAGGUGUGGAUUGGCGGCAUCGCGCCCGGAACCACCUGGAAGGAAGCUUGGAGCACAUGAACCAGGUGGGCAAGACCAAGUGGGUCGAAGUCUUCGAGGGCAAGGGCGCCGGCACCGGCACAGCAGCCUACGGCUCCCCGGAGGAGGUGGCACAGGCCAUCGCGACCCUCAACGCGAGCUCGCUGGGCGGUGCACAGAUCACCGUGGACACCUGGGUCAAGGCGCCCAAGGAGGAGGUCGAGGUGCCUCCUGCAUGAGCAGAUUAUGCCGAUUCUGCAGCUCUGCAGAUGUGCAGCGACAUACAGCGCUGCACAAAUCAUUCCAAUAAGUUGUACCUGUGCAUUGAGACACGCCGCGCCGCAAUUGAGAGAAUCUUGC